Molecule: messenger RNA, 2468 nt
Organism: Bactrocera latifrons
Lineage: Eukaryota; Metazoa; Arthropoda; Insecta; Diptera; Tephritidae
Product: mucin-5AC-like
Exons: 4
Coding region: 89-2395 (768 amino acids)
Cellular component (GO): extracellular region
Molecular function (GO): chitin binding
Source: RefSeq, a predicted model, not a curated record
UAUUCAUAUAGUAUAUAUUUUAGUAAACAACUUGACGGUUAGAAGAAGUUCUCUUUCCUUUUGGUAGUCUUUGUAUGAAACCAACAUCAUGAUAUUGGUAACGCUACUGUUCGUAUAUAUUUUUUCUACUGUGACUGCUCUAUCGCAGUCCCAAUCAGAUGGCUGCCUAUAUAAUCUGCCAAUGCCGACAAAGCCUGAUCCUGAGGAUUGUGUUGGAUAUUUUGCACUUUACGAUAAUGAAUACAUACAACAAUAUUGUCCACCAGGUGCAAAAUACAGCGAUGCUUUGAGUUGCUGUAUAAUAGGGCGUUGCCCCCCAUGCAAUUGUCAAACAACAACCACAAUCUCGUCAGACUCUACAACUUCUGGAAAUGAUUGUAGCAGUGUCGAGACAACUUUUGCUACUAGCAGCAAUACAAUAAGCGACUUCACAAACGAUUCUACUGAAGAAACCACAGGUUCCUCUUUUGAAGAUAGCAGUACUGAAUCUCCUCAGUCAUCUUCGACAAGUUCGAGUUCAACGGAUUAUUCCACUGAUACUUCUCCCAAUAGCGAAGACACAACGAAUUUGUCAACUGAAACAACGCUUAUUACAAAUGCUUCAGAUGGCACCACUUCCAAAACAGAGAUCUCCAGUGACACGCCAACCAGCGAAGAAACUUCGACAAUGACAAGUUCGACCAAUGGUCAGCCGGAAACACCUCCAACUGUUUCCACUGAUUCCACAACAAAUACUGAUAACCCCAUAACAUCACCUGAGCCUCCGGGUGGGAAAACAACUACUAAGGAUACCACAACAGAUUCAACUCCAGCUGUGACUUCCACAACGGAGAUUACUACGGAUCUUACAACGACCACUACAUCAUUAACGCCUACCACAACUGAUUCUACUCCAGCUGUAUCUUCCUCUACAGGUCAAACAACAACAACUGUCCCAGCGCCUCCAUCAUGCGAAAACUUGAAAACAGGAACGUUCCUUCCUGAUCCAGUUGACUGCAACCGUUAUUAUGUAUGCAGUUAUGGACAAGCUAUACUGAUGCAUUGUCCGCCGACACUUUGGUUUGAUGUAAAACUAAACGUGUGUAACUAUCCUGAAAAAGUAACAUGUGAUGCGAGUGGUCGUCCUGAAACAUCUCCAGAUUUUACAACCACAACUACACCCAGUACGCCUACCACAACUGAUUCUACUCCAAUUGUGACUUCCACAACGGAGAGUUCUACGGAUCCUACAACGACCACUACAUCAUUAACGCCUACCGCAACUGAUUCUACUCCAGCUGUAUCUUCCUCUACAGGUCAAACAACAACAACUGKCMCAGCRCCWCCAUCAUGCGMAAACUUGAAAACAGGAACGUUCCUUCCUGAUCCAGUUGACUGCAACCGUUAUUAUGUAUGUAGUUAUGGACAAGCCAUACGAAUGCGUUGCCCGUCGACGCUUUGGUUUGAUGUAAAGCUAGACGUUUGCAACUACCCAGAAAAUGUAACAUGUGACACGAAUCAGAACUUAAUGGAAGUUCGUGAAGUUGAAAAGAAUUGUGUUGAAAUACAAAUAUUAAGAAAUAGAGCAAAUCGUUGCAAUUUUUUGGCUACAAAUUUGGAUAAAUUGGAGAAAAUGCGAUAUCAAAUGAUUUUAAUGGCAUUCAUUUUAAUGUUACUUUACUUACGUGUAACAAACGCAGAAAUAUUUGAAGAAUGUAAAAAUGAGCCUGACGAUACAUUUGUAAAGAGUUCACAGAGUUGUCAAAUGUAUAUAUAUUGUAAUGGUGACGAUUCCUAUUCAGGAGAAUGCGAUGAAGGUCAAUAUUUUGAUGGUGAUGCUUGUGACGAUGCGGAAAAUGUUUAUUGCUUUUUGGAUGACGUUGGCGAGUCAGAUCCUGAGGACCCGGAAGAAACUGGGCCAGCUGAUACAACGAGACCAACCGCUGCAACAACGACCGAAACUCCACAAAUAACCACCAAUAAUGAUUUGAGUACAAGCACUUUAGAACCGAUUGUCGUUGCGCCAAUGGUAAGAGAUCACUGUCCCACGGUCGAGGAUCCACAAACAAUCGUAUUCACGGCGAAUACUCAGUCUUGCACAGGCUAUUAUCUUUGUUAUCACGGUCAAGCCAUUGAAAUGCGUUGUACGGAUAAUUUACACUUCAAUAUACAUACCGCUAAAUGUGAUUUUCCCGAAAAUGUGCAGUGCAUGAUCGAUCGACCAAAUGCGAAUAAAUGUUUACCACAGGUCACCGACUUCUUUCCGCAUCCACAGAAAUGUAAUUAUUUCUAUUACUGCAUCAAAGGUUUUCUAACGGUGCAGCAAUGCCCUUUUUAUUACGGAUGGGACAUUGAAAGGCGUUCUUGUGUGCUUCUUGACCAGGCAAAAUGUUUUGAAGGCUCGAGGCGUGCAUGAGAAAGGUGGAUGCGUAAAUGAACUAUAUAUGUAUACAUAAAUGCACAUCUACUUAUUUCGAUAUAGAUAUUAA